Messenger RNA from Necator americanus (New World hookworm), 2025 nucleotides. RefSeq lists its product as uncharacterized. Gene Ontology annotation, biological process: protein folding. Bases 1 to 2025 code for a protein of 674 amino acids. NCBI's taxonomy places the organism in Eukaryota, Metazoa, Nematoda, Chromadorea, Rhabditida, Ancylostomatidae. Gene Ontology annotation, cellular component: Golgi membrane. Gene Ontology annotation, molecular function: flavin-dependent sulfhydryl oxidase activity; protein disulfide isomerase activity. The transcript is spliced from 19 exons. The record is from RefSeq and is a predicted model, not a curated record.
AUGCAAGUGGGCGUCACUGAAAAAGUUCACGACAAUGCUGAUGCAAGAUAUCGUUACAGAUUUGUCUCUGCUGAUUCUUUGUACGACGCUAACGAUCCGAUUUUGGAACUCGAUGUGGACUCUUUCAAUGGAGCAGUCUAUAAUUCGGAUAAAGCCCAUUUCGUCGAAUUUUAUUCCAGUUGGUGUGGUGCUUGUAUUGCGUAUGCCCCAACAUUUAAGCAGUUUGCCAGACACUUAGCAUCGUGGAAGCCAUUUGUGCAAGUAACAGCUGUUAAUUGUGCAGAUGAAAAAAAUAUGCCAUUAUGUCGAGAGCACUCUGUAAAUAGUUUUCCAACUAUCAAGUACUUCAAGCACCGCGCGUCAGAUAAAAAUGAUGGUCAAUUGUACAAGGGAAAUAAGUUCGAAGUCGAGCAAAUGGAACGCGAUGUUGCCGCAUUUGUGCGCGCUGAUUAUGAACAACAGAAACAUCGGUUGUCGGGCAUAUUCGAACCUAUUGGGGAUUCGAAAACAUUAGACGACAUAUGGACGUCUUCUGGUUCUGUUAACUUCAUCGGAGUAGCCGUUCAAGAGAAUCCUGCUUCUUGGGCGUGGGCGCUUCAAAUUAAUUUCUAUAAUGAUCGUAACAUCCAUAUCGUGCUUGCUCGUCCACAACAUCCAGAGGUUGUAAAGCAACUUAGUGCCGAUGCAAACAAUCGUUUCCUGUUGUACCGACGCGGCGAGUUCUCUCCAGUUUGGACCAGUCCUGACUCCGCAAAGUGGACCGACAUCCAAGAAAAAAUUAAUCAGUUAGUUUCGGAAACACAAGGUGUUGUUGCUGCUCCGAAGGGCAGUGAUGCUGCAGCAAAGCCCGUAGCAGUAGAACCACAAGCCCCAGCUCCUGUUGCGAACAUUGAUAUGAGACAAUACCAAGUCCAGCUUGUUGACCUUAGAAGCACAAUUAGCUACAUGCUCUUCCAGGAAAUCCCACGGCGUCAAGUGAUCGGUGGCGAUGACUUAGUGGCUUUGAAGCAGUGGGUGCGUGCUAUGAGUAAGUAUGCACCUGGUACUACGCCCAUGCGCCGCCUUUUGCAUCGCAUGAACGAGUGGCUUCAAUCUCAAGGUUCAAGCAUAACUUACGAGGAUUGGUCCAACAAGCUGGAGGAGAUUCACGUUGCUCUUGGCAAUCCCCUUCCUAAGAAGAUUGAGUGGCUAGCGUGCGCUGGCUCGAAACCAAAUUUGCGAGGGUACACUUGUGGCGUGUGGACUUUGGCGCAUGCUAUGGCUGCAGAAGCAUACAAAACGGAAGAACAUAAUACCACCUUCAAACCGCUUGAUGAAGUUUUGGAGCCGUUUCACCAGUUUAUCGUUCGUUUCCUAAGUUGCGAAUGGUGUGCAAAAAACUUCAGAAAAGAGGUUGUCACGCACAAAUUGGACCAAGUUUCCACGAGACCCGAGAUGGUUAUGUGGCUGUGGAGAGUACAUAACUUUGUGAAUGCUCGUUUGUCUGGUUACCACAGCGAUGACCCCAAGUUCCCCAAACGUCAAUUCCCACCUUCAGUUCUCUGUGGGCAAUGUUACGACACAAACGGUGCUUUUGAUGAAACAGCGAUAUUAAACUUCCUGAUUACAUAUUAUACCGAUGUUCGACAAGACAGUGUUCAGGCUCCUCCCGAAUACAAGGUGAACGAAUAUAAGGAUGGGAAACUCCAGGCCGUUGGAGCACGUCAUCUGAAUCCGAAGUUUGCAGUACACGCGGAAAAGGUGGCCAAGCUGGAGGAGGCAGAGGAACGUCUCAAAAAGGAACUUGAUGCUAGCCCUCAAAGGCAGUGGAAAGAUAUCGAAGGAUAUGAAAAUCUGAGCUCGUACACCUCAGGUCGAUCGCACUUCUACUUUGUUUGGCUGGUGGUUAUCGGAAUUGUAAUCAUCAUCGCCUACUGUAAAUAUCGAAGGAAUCGAUCGAAGUUUUGGAAGACGUUCUACUAUCACAACGACUUCAAACUAUGUCCAUGGUCUUCCGACUCGGCCGGUAGAAAAUACGCCGUUUAG